ACCCACCGUUGCUGCUGCUAUACCACCAUCACCAGUCACCACCACCGGAUAAGGACACGGCAGCACUAGCUCGUAGAGGGUCGGCCAGAGUCAGCAAAACAGAAAAGGGAGAGGGGGGAUGGGGGCCGAUCGCUUCCCGAGCGUGGCGGAGGGCGGCCUCGGCGGCGAGGCGCUCUACUGCGCGGUCAUCCUGUGGCUGUCCGUGACGUCGUGGAUCAUCUUCACCUGGGCCGGCGACGGCGGGGAAGGCGGGAGGAGGCGGCGGGGCGGCGGUCGCAGCCGCGGGAGCCCAGCGUUCGUCGGCGCGUCGGGGCUCUGCGACGGCACCGGGCCCGAAUGCAGCGGCGGCUACGGCAUCUGCGGCACCUGCCUCGACUAGCUAGCCGCGCGCCUGCUCUGCUACUAGUAAGUUUGUGUGAGCGUGAGCGUGUUUCUAGCAUCUACAUGUCGUCGUCGUCGUCGAUCCGUGACCUCGAUCGAACCGGAGCAGCUCCCCUGUGUUAUGAUCCUCUGUAAAUUAAGCUGGAAGCCUGCUAAAAGUAUCAGAUACAUGCCUUCAAAAGUAUAUGAGAUGAGAUUCUUCGUCGGCGAGGUUACUUUAUCCGCUGCGUUUAGCUGCUGUGUAGGAUCUCUCUUUUUAAGGAAUUGAU
Molecule: messenger RNA, 650 nt
Organism: Zea mays
Lineage: Eukaryota; Viridiplantae; Streptophyta; Magnoliopsida; Poales; Poaceae
Exons: 1
Coding region: 119-379 (86 amino acids)
Source: RefSeq, marked validated